UAUCUUCCGAUAAAAACUCAAACCUCGGGAAAAAGAGCGGGAGCUAUAAACGUUAAACCCCCAAAUCGACAGGAGAGAGAAAGACACAUUAGAGAGUAAACUCAAAAGAGAAGAGAGAGAAAGAUUAAACAACAGUAAAACUCAUUAGAAAUGCCUAUUGGAGUUCGAGAGCUAAGUGUGCUCGGAGAAUUCAAACCAUUUGGCUUAAUUGCUGAAGCUCUCGACGGAAAAUCAACCGAUAAUGUAUCAAAUAAGUAUGAUUACUUCCUUUUUGAUCCAGAAAUUACUAAGGAAGCCGAUGAAUUUGACGGCAUUGAUUCUUCGGCAUCAUCGUCGAUUUCCGCUGAUGGUUGUGAUCAUGAAAUAUUUAUUCGCGGAAAUAGGAUAAUGUGGAUCGCGGGCUCACGCGUGUACAAGAGAUUCACCUUAAGUUCUGCAGUAACUAUGGCUUGCUGGUGUCAUAUGGCUCAUUCAUCUGAGGCUGUACUGUGUAUACUACAAGUUGAUGCCUUGACAAUCUUCAAUACAUCUGGUGAGUUGACAUCAAUCCCACUUCCAGGCAUAGUUACUUCUAUAUGGCCCCUCCCGUUUGGGCUGCUUGUGCAGCAAGCAGCAGAAGGCAACCCUCCAACUUAUCCGCCUCUCUCAUCUUCUAUCCCAUUGAUAAGUGGUAGGGAGACACUCUCAAAAAGAGAAGCCCGACAAAGUCCCCAAGGCUUUGGUCUUUCCAGUUCUGAUGACAUUGUUAAAGAUAAUAUAGCUUCAGUGUCUUCUCAUCUAAUCUUGAAUGAUCCCCUUGAAGAACCCCAGCCGGUGUAUAUUGAUGAAAGAGGUGAUUUGAAGAUAAUGAAAGAUUUUGAUGAGAGGACAAUUUGGACCAGUGAUCGCGUGCCUCUAUUUGCUUCCUAUAACAGAGACAAGAUGCAACACUCACUUUGGGUAGCAGAAAGUGUCAAUCCUCGUCUUGGAGAUCAUGCAGUUUCUACAUCUCAUGUUCCCCACACCGAAGUAUUCCCAUGCCAGUUCUCACUCCGGAGAAUCUGGCAAGCAAAAGGUUACCAGGCAGCUGCUAGUAAGGUCUUUGUCGCCACCGAUGAUGAUGCGGCACCUGUUAUUUGUUUCUUUCUCCAAGAACAGAGAAGGUUGCUAUCUAUAAGGCUUCACAUUGUUCAAAUGAAUGACGAUACCCUCUUUGAUGUCGAUCCAGACGUGAGUUGGAGCAUACAGGCAGUUGCAGCUGAACCGGUCGCCGUCACCCGUCCAAGGGCAAAGGUUGGGCUGCUGCCUCUAAUGGACAUUCUUGUUCUGGAUUCAGAAAAUACGGUUUUUCUAUAUUCAGGGAAGCAGUGCCUUUGUAAAUAUACACUUCCUCUCCAUUUAGUCAAUCAUCAUCUCAAAGAAACUAUUAGUUCUCCUAAGAGCAGAGAUAUAUACGAUGUGAAGAUUAUCGGAUUGGCUGAUGCUAUUGGGGCAAGAGUAAAUGUCAUGUUAAACAAUGGACAGAUGCUUAGAUGUGCGUUGCGAAGAGGUCCUUCAUAUUCAUUGUCAAAUGAUUGCAUCACAGCAAUGGCUGAAGGCCUUAGUUCUCCGUUCUACAAUCAUUUUCUUCAGCUCUUUUGGGGUAAUUGUGAGACUGGGGAUUUAUCAAAGGCUAAUACAAGCGUUGAUGAGUGGGAAUCUUUUAGGAGUGUCAUAAUGCAACUUUACAGGAAGUCUGAGUUGACUUCACAACCAGAAUCCACUCAUGUAUCCUGCUCAGCAUGGGAAUUUCUUGUUAAUAGUGACUUUCAUAAGGAUUAUCGCGAUCAUAAGUUAUUUCAUGAAAUCUCAGCUGAAGGGUCGAAGGACAGUUUGGUUAAUCACAUCUCUUCUUCAAACAGGGAAGAUGUGCAUGACCCAGAAGAACAAUCCUAUUCCAAGUUUCUAAUUGAAUGCUUGGAUUCUCUGCAUGCUGUGUAUGAAAAUCUUAAACUUAUCAAUCUUCGGAAGAGAGAUUUAGAGCAUCUUGUUGUUCUCCUAUGUGAAAUUGCUAGUUUUCUGGGAGAGGAGAGCUAUAUUGAUCACUAUGUUCGUGAUUUUCCUUUUCUGUCCAAGAAAAUUAGAAGGUGUCAGACUUCCUCCCCAAGAUCUCCCCCAUGUUUAUAUAGAUGGCUUGAAAAUUGUUUGCUUCAUGGAGUUGGCUUUGCAAAUAUUGAUGACAUUCCACCUCUGGCUCGUAAGGGUGGAAGCUCGGCUGUCAGCUGGUCUCGUAAAGUAGUCUCAUUUUAUAGCAUAUUAUCUGGUGCAGAGAGCAUGAGAGGGAGGCUCUCUUCUGGUGUAUCAUGCAAGAUUGCUGCAGGUUCAUCUUCAACUCCUGAGGAGAAGAUGGUCCUUGCAAUGGUUGCUGAAGGAUUUGGUUUGCAACAGUUAGAUUCAUUGCCCAUAGGCGUUUCAUUACCGUUAAGACAUGGAGUCGAUAAGUGCCGGGAGUCUCCUCCUACUGGCUGGCCACCAGCUGCUUAUGUCCUACUUGGACGAGAAGAUUUGGCUUUGUCUUGCGUGGCACACUCGAAGAAAUCUGUGCAGCUUGAGACUCAAACCAACAGGCAUUCAAUUUCAUUAUCUGCGCCUUAUAUGCUACAUUUACAGCCAGUGACGGUUCCCUCAACAGUGUCAGAUACAAUUGCCACAGAUACUUCAAAAUUUGACAAUGUUGAUACUUCUGACGAUUCUUCAAUAGAUGGCAUGGAGCAUUUAUUUAACUCCAGCACUCAGUUGCGAUAUGGUAGGGAUCUACGCUUGAAUGAGGUCAGACGUGUCUUGUGUUCUGCAAGACCUGUAGCAAUUCAAACAUCUGUUAAUCCCACUGCAUCAGAUCAGGAGCUGCAACAGGCUCAGCUAUGGCAGCUUGCUCAUAGGACAACUGCUCUUCCGCUUGGACGUGGAGCAUUUACUCUGGCAACUUCGUGCACCCUUUUAACAGAGGCACUCAUCGUACCAAAGCUUGUUUUGGCUGGAAGGUUGCCUGCUCAGCAGAAUGCCACUGUCAAUUUAGACCCAAAUAUACGAAAUUUGCAUGAGCUUCGAUCUUGGCCUGAGUUUCACAAUGCAGUUGCUGCUGGGUUAAGGCUCACACCUUUUCAGGGUAAAGUGUCUAGAACUUGGAUCAUAUAUAACAGGCCUGACGAGCCAAAUGCUAUCCAUGCAGGACUUCUUUUUGCAUUGGGGUUACAUGGACACCUAACUGUUCUAACCAUAAAUGACAUAUUUCAGUAUUAUAACAAGGGACAUGAAAGCACAACUGUGGGGUUAAUGCUUGGCCUUGCAGCUUCAUACAGGGGCACUAUGGAGCCAACAAUGUCAAAGUCCUUCUAUGUUCAUCUACCUGCUCGUCAUCCAUCUUCCUUCCCAGAGCUAGAAGUUCCAACAGUUCUGCAGUCUGCAGCUUUGAUGGCUCUUGGUCUCCUUUUUGAAGGAUCUGCACAUCCUCAGACUAUGCAAUUUCUACUGGCUGAAAUAGGCCGUAGAAGUGGUGGUGAUAAUGUGCUUGAGAGGGAGGGCUAUGCUGUUUCUGCUGGAUUUGCACUUGGACUUGUUGCGUUAGGUCGUGGUGAGGAUAAGUUCGCUUGCAUGGACACAUUAGUUGAUCGACUGUUCCACUAUGCUGGAGAAAAGACCGAUGUAUUUUCACAGGAAAAGUCCCUCUUUGCACCAGUGACAGAUGAGCACAGCAGGGGUGUUGGACAGAUGUUGGAUGGCAUUCCUGUUAAUGUAGAUGUCACUGCACCUGGAGCCAUACUUGCUUUAGCCUUGUUAUUUUUGAAGACUGAAUCGGAAGUGGUAGCUUCCAGACUUUCCAUACCUCGUACCCAUUUUGAUCUGCAAUAUCUAAGGCCUGACUUCAUUAUGCUUCGUGUCAUUGCACGUAACUUGAUAAUGUGGAACAGGGUAAAGCCAACCAAAGAAUGGGUUGAGUCUCAGAUUCCUCAAAUUGUGAAAGAAGGUAUUGAGGCUCUUGGUGAUGAAAGGACUGAUAUGGAUGAGGUUGAUGAAGAAGCAGUUGUCCAAGCAUAUGUGAAUAUUGUGGCAGGAGCAUGCAUAUCUCUUGGUUUGAAGUAUGCUGGAUCAAGAAAUGCCAAUGCUCAGGAAUUGCUGCACAGCUAUGCUCUUUACUUCCUCAAUGAGAUAAAGUCUGUUUCUGGUUCAGCUGGAAGUAUAUUUCCUAGAGGGUUGUUGAAGUUUGUGGACAGAAGCACGUUGGAAAUAUGCCUUCACCUUGCUGUCCUUUCCCUGUCUUUGGUCAUGGCUGGUUCUGGGAAUCUGCAGACAUUCAGAUUGCUCAGAUUCCUGCGCAGUCGAAAUUCUUCUGAUGGCCAAGCUAAUUUUGGCAUUCAAAUGGCUGUAAGCCUGGCUAUAGGCUUUUUGUUUCUUGGAGGAGGAAUGCAGUCUUUUUCUUCAUGUAAAAGUGCUAUUGCUGCUUUAUUGGUUACCCUCUAUCCUCGUUUUCCCACUGGUACAAAUGAUAAUCGUUGCCAUCUUCAGGCAUAUAGGCACUUCUAUGUUCUUGCUACAGAAGCUCGUUGGAUUCAAACAGUUGAUGUUGACACUGGCUUACCAGUUUACGCCCCUCUUGAAAUUACUGUCAAAGAAACUGAACAUCACGCAGAAACAAGUUUUUGUGAGAUCACGCCUUGCCUUCUUCCAGAGCGUGCCAUCCUCAACAAUGUUCGUGUUUGUGGUCCACGGUACUGGCCCCAAGUCAUAGAACUUACUCCUGAAGAUAAACCUUGGUGGCUUUCUGGCGACAAGAAUCACCCAUUUAAUUCUGGUGUUCUUUAUAUCAAAAGAAAGGUUGGAGCAUGUUCCUAUGUGGAUGAUCCUGUUGGAUGUCAGUCACUAAUAUCACGAGCCAUGAACAAGGCCUUCAGUUUGACAAGCAUGAAAUGUUAUGCUCCCAAAAUCAAUAGGAAUCCUGUGCCUGGUUCAAGUAAUGUUGAUCAUUUAGUCAGCACAUUUUCCUCUGAUCCAAGCUUAAUUGCUUUUGCCCAGCUUUGCUGUGACUCUUCCUGGAACAGCAGGUCAGAUGCUGAUUUCCAAGAGUUCUGCUUGCAAGUUUUGUUCGAGUGUGUUAGCAAGGACAGACCAGCUCUUUUGCAGGUUUACAUGUCCUUAUAUACAAUGAUUAGAUCAAUGACUGAUCAGGUUACAGGCGACAGCAUCACCUUCUUCGAUUCCCUUCCAAUAUCUAGUUUGAAGCUUGUAGUAGCCUACAAUGAGGCCUUGGUGAGGGGAAGAUUAUCCUCCUCAAGAGAUGGCAUUGUUCAAUCAAAUUAUCUCGGAUCUCUGAGGAAGCGCAUAGAAGAACUCUUCUGCUAUGCCCCUGAAAUUCAGACUGAUUUACACAACUAUUUGACGUCUGGGAAAUGGCCAGAUGAUAAGCUCCGAGGUAAAAACCGCUCUAUAAUAUUAUCGUGGUAUCUUCAGUGGUUUUGCAUACCGUCUCCACUCGUAAUCCGGACAACCCUGGAGAGAUUAAAGCCCAGGCUCAAGACAUCCUCUGCAGUCCCUCUGUUGCGGUUAGUGUUUCCUCGGAUUCAUGUCAGGGUGAUUUCUGAGAUUGAUAUGUUAUUGGUUGCUGGUUAGUUCGACAGAAAGGCUGCUCGUCAUGGCUUCUAAAGUAAAUCUGUCACUCUUAAGGGCAUUCACAAGAAAGGCUCUUCCAAAACAUUAUCAGGUUGAGUUCCCCCGGGUUCAGCAAUACAGACGACUCUUGUAUAAAUUAUCGGGGUUUAGAGCUUGACAAUGUCCAUAGUACCUGUUGUAUCUCCAAGCUUAAUUUACUGUUGUAUCUCAAGUUUAGCCGCCAAUGUAUAUCAGGAAUUGAUGAUCUCCGCAAAAUUUAGGAAAUCUAUGUCCAUUGAAGUUACUCCUAUGUAGUUAGAACAGUUCGUUGCUUCCCUCUUUUGGGUUUACAUAGUUUUACCCAAUUAUUUGUGUAAUUAUAAAGUUCUGUUUUUUUUCUUGGGACUAAAUUUAAUGGACAACUAAUACACUUUUUUUUUUUUUUACUUAUA
Beta vulgaris subsp. vulgaris (sugar beet) is the source of this 6053-nucleotide messenger RNA. Its product is annotated as anaphase-promoting complex subunit 1. The transcript has 37 exons. Gene Ontology annotation, molecular function: molecular adaptor activity. Gene Ontology annotation, cellular component: anaphase-promoting complex. Lineage: Eukaryota; Viridiplantae; Streptophyta; Magnoliopsida; Caryophyllales; Amaranthaceae. Bases 151 to 5622 code for a protein of 1823 amino acids. The record is from RefSeq and is a predicted model, not a curated record. Gene Ontology annotation, biological process: anaphase-promoting complex-dependent catabolic process; metaphase/anaphase transition of mitotic cell cycle; protein K11-linked ubiquitination.